AUGCCUAGCGUCGCACAGAAUGCGAUCGUGUCCUUUUCAACGAUUAACUUCGUCAAUUCUCCUCCACUUCUCCAGAUCCUCCACUUCCCCCCACGCCCCGCCGAUGGCACAUCUGCACCGCAAACCCGCCGACACCGCGGCUCAGCCUCCUCAACAGGCUCCUCCUCCAGUCGGAACGUCUGGAAAUCCUCCGGUCUAGACACUUCCACUUCUGCAACCUCGUCCUCCCCGAACAACCACUCCAUUACACUCAGUGAGGCUCUCCGGAAUAACCCUUUCGGGAGUACAUCGCGCGCCCGCUCGGUGCAUGUACCUUCCCACCAGGCGGAGGAGCAGAUGCGCGAGCAGGAUGAGUUGAAUGCCGCGCUGGAGACUCUGGCUGGGACAUUUCCGGACGUGCGCGUCGAGGUCUUCCGCGAGUUACUCGUUCGCUUUGAUGGCGAGAGCCGGCUGCAGGUCUGCGUGGAGCAGUUACUGCGACAUAAAGAGAAAUGGGUCGAGGGCCGGUGGAAUAUUCCCGAGAGUCAAACCGCAUCAGAUGGCCAGGACCUGAAUGACCGAGCAGGACUGCAUGGCCCUAUGGGCGAGAACCUAGUCCCGGUCGAAGAGCGCUUUCGGUCAGAUGAGUACAAGGCGGCGGUGCAAAUGAUUCUAGCGAAGGAAUUCAGCAGUCUCAGCAAAAGCACUGUUGAUGCUGUAUUGGCCGAGGCGAACUUUACUUAUUGGCGUGCGCGUCCGACGCUGCGAGAUCUCUCGCGCCGUACCUGGCGGGCUACGCUCAAUAGUAUCUUGCCGUUCCGUCGCAAGAAGGAUCGAGAUGAUCAUCCGCUUAUGACAUGGCAACGUCGCAUGGAUGGUGAGCUUAUACCCCGGUUGAAAGAAACCGGGUCAGCUGAGCUAGAUGCCGAGCUUCAUACAAUUCUCCUGGCACCACUGCUGGACCAACGGCGUGAGAACCAGGAGGCUGACGAUUACCGCCUUGCAUUGGCAAUGAAUGAACAGGAGGCGAAGUCGGUUGAUGCUCUUUAUGAGUGCGAGUGCUGCUUUGCCGACGUCGCCUUUGAGCAGAUUGCGACCUGCUCGGCGAAUGCGCAUAUAAUUUGCUACCUCUGCAUCCAGCGGACAAUAUCUGAGGCACUAUUCGGCCAGGGAUGGGGCAAGUCCGUGGACUUGGAGCGUUCAACAUUAAAGUGUCUGGCUCCAUUAUCUGUGGGCGCGUGUGAGGGCUGUCUACAUCCCCAGAUCGUUAGACAGGCUGUCCUCCUUGACACUGCUGGCACCGAAACGUUCCGCAAAUUCGAGGACCGAUUAGCCUCGGAGACGCUGCUCAAGUCUCAGAUGAAACUCAUCCGGUGUCCAUUCUGCCCCUACGCGGAAGCCGAUCCAAUCUAUCAUCCCUCUUCCCGCGGAAUCCGCUGGCAGGUCCGUCGGGACGGGGGCCUAAUCCCUUCUAUUCUAAUGACUCUUUUCCUACUUGACCUCAUUCCUCUAUUUGUGAUACCUUUUCUAAUCUUCCUCCUUGUGGACCCGUCUUCCGUCCUCGCCCUUUUUGAAAACGCGAUUCGUCACCUUUGCCUCAAGAUCCGCCCUCAACGAUUUACCUGUGCCAAUCCGUCCUGUCAGCGUGUGAGCUGCAUAACAUGUCAGAAACCCUGGCGGGACCCGCAUAUCUGUCACGAACCGCUCCUGCUGGACCUUCGAGCCACCGUUGAGGCUGCACGAACGGCAGCAGUCAAGCGAACUUGUCCACGAUGCGGUCUCUCGUUCGUCAAGUCCUCAGGCUGUAACAAGCUGACCUGCGUCUGCGGGUACUCCAUGUGCUACUUGUGCCGCAAGGCACUUGGUCCUCGCAUUCAACCCGCCCGAGCUCGACGUGGAUUUGACAGACCUCGACCCCGGGAUCUGGACGCUCACGAUGGCCCAGCCGACGACAACCCAUUCGAAGACGAUCCAGAAGCCGAAUCCGAGGAAGACGAGUUUGAAGAACCAGAAGGCUACAAACAUUUCUGCGAGCAUUUCCGCAUCAACCCAGGAUCCCGAUGCACCGAGUGCAGCAAGUGCGAUCUCUACCAAGCCGAAGACGAAGAAGCCGUUGCCCGUCGUGCAGGCGAAAAAGCCGAGCGAGAGUGGCAUCUUCGGCAAGGACCGUCUGGCCCCAAUAGCUCAGCUUCGGCUGUUGGAUCGCACAGUGUGAACUAUGAUCUAUCGGCCGGAGCUGAGGGCCAUGCCACCGGCCGUCGCGCAUCAAGUACCCUGUGGGACCUGCAUCUGACGGGGAAGCCGUGGGUUUAUUGGGUGAGUGAUGUGUGGUCAGAGGGGCGGUGGAAGUUAGAGGGCCAGGCUUUGGUUGAUUGGAUUGUGGAGCGGGUUAUUGUGAUUGAGGAGGUGUGA
Penicillium cataractarum is the source of this 2391-nucleotide messenger RNA. RefSeq names its product E3 ubiquitin-protein ligase. The coding region runs from base 1 to 2391 and encodes 796 amino acids. Lineage: Eukaryota; Fungi; Ascomycota; Eurotiomycetes; Eurotiales; Aspergillaceae. The transcript is spliced from 2 exons. The record is from RefSeq and is a predicted model, not a curated record.